Molecule: messenger RNA, 1553 nt
Organism: Morus notabilis
Lineage: Eukaryota; Viridiplantae; Streptophyta; Magnoliopsida; Rosales; Moraceae
Product: serine/threonine-protein kinase/endoribonuclease IRE1a
Exons: 6
Biological process (GO): protein phosphorylation; mRNA processing; IRE1-mediated unfolded protein response
Cellular component (GO): IRE1-TRAF2-ASK1 complex
Molecular function (GO): RNA endonuclease activity; ATP binding; protein serine/threonine kinase activity
Source: RefSeq, a predicted model, not a curated record
GAGUUCAAAGCAGCUGAAGACGUAAUCAAGAGUCAGCAUAAAGAAGAAAGCACUCCUUCUAGCUCAGAAGUUACAUCCUCUAAGAAUCAACGGAAGAUAGGCGAAAAAUUAGUGGUUUUAUUUUCAAAGGAAAUUGGUCAAGGUAUUGACGGGACUGUUGUCUAUGAGGGGACUUAUGAUGGUAGACCAGUCGCUGUGAAACGCAUUCUCCAAAGUCAUGCUACGUUGAUUGCCCCAGAAAUCAAGAAUCUUGUAGCAUCUGAUCAUGGCCCGAAUAUUGUAAGAUAUCAUGGAAACGAAAAUGACAGAAAUUUUAUUUAUCUAGCUCUGGAGCGCUGUGAUUGCAAUUUAUAUGACCUCAUCCGACUGUAUUCUACGUAUUCCAAUCAAAAUGAGUCCAUUUCAAUAUACUUGGAGAAACUGAAGAAUGUUUUAAGAGAUGUUAAGCUUUGGGAAGGAAAUAUAGACCGUCCAUCACCUUUAUUACUGAAAUUGAUGAGUGACAUUGUUUCUGGGCUUUUUGCUCUGCACAAAUUGAAUAUAGUUCACCGAGACUUAAAGCCACAAAACAUUUUAAUAAUUAAGGAAAGCUCAACUUUAUGUGCAAAGCUUUCUGAUAUGGGCAUCAGCAAACACCUUUCUGGUUUUGGUACCACCGGCUGGAAAGCACCUGAACAACUUCUUGAUGGACAACAUCAAACGAGUUCAAUAGAUUUGUUUAGUUUAGGAUGCGUCCUCUUUUUUUGCAUCACUCAUGGUUGCCAUCCAUUUGGGGACCAUGAUAAACGUGAUGGAAAUAUUCGGAAGAAUAAUCAGCCAGACUUGUCUUUGGUAAAAGAUUUCCCUGAAGCUUCUGAUCUUAUUUCUUCUUUAAUAAACUUCGAUCCUGAGAAGAGGCCAAAAGUAAUUGAGGUGUUGCACCAUCCACUGUUUUGGGAUGCGAAGAAUAGACUUUCUUUCCUCUGCGACACUAGUGACAGAGUAAUAAAGGGCGCUGAUCUUGAUAAAGCUCUCGAAUCUACUGCAAGCACGAUUUUAGGUACAGAAAGGAUAGUUUUGAUAAAUGUUCUGAAAUGGAACAAGAAGGUGGAUGAGAAGAUAAUCAGGCACUUUCUCCCAUAUGCAGAAGGGGGUUACAAGUUUAGCAGCAUUCGAGACUUGUUGCGACUGAUUCAAAACAUUGUUAGUCAACCACUCCCGGAAGAUAUUCAGAAACUUGUUGGAACGUCAUAUGAAGGAUUUGAUAACUAUUUUACAACUCGAUUCCCACUGCUCUUGAUUGAGGUGUACAAAUUUGUGUGCACAUACUGUAAAGGUGAUGAGUGCUUCAAGAAAUAUUUUAUGAAGAGUACAGAGAAAUCUAUAGCUGACAAGAGUUGAUGGAAACUAGAUUUCGAACGCGAGUAUACAUAAGUGUUGUGAUUUUGUUUCUCCCUUUUAACUCAAGACCUGAAUAUUUGGAAUAAGUACAUAAUUUUUGCUUGGCUAAUCCUGAACUAUUACAACUCUUUUGUAUUGGCAUAAGGGGCGAACUGUAUUUCCCCUUAACUCAG